Messenger RNA from Tetrahymena thermophila SB210, 1134 nucleotides. Its product is annotated as trichocyst matrix protein T2-A, putative. The transcript is spliced from 3 exons. Lineage: Eukaryota; Ciliophora; Oligohymenophorea; Hymenostomatida; Tetrahymenidae. The record is from RefSeq and is a predicted model, not a curated record.
AUGAAAAUAAUUAUUAUUUUUUUAGCCUCUUUGUUUGUAUUUUCCACAGCACUCACAGCAGAUAAUGCCAUAAUUAACCUUUAAAAGAUUGAAAAGUCUAGAUUUGGUAGAAAUAUCUUAGACACUAUUUAGCUCUAAUUAAGUGUGAAUGACUAGAUUGGUAGACUUGUUUCUGAUUUACAAAAUAUAGCAACUGAUAUUUAAAAUGAUUAAGCUCAAGAUUAAAAAUAAACAGAACGUAUUUAGUAAGAUUGCUCAAAUGAUUUGAGCAGGUUAGAGGAUGAAAUACAAGAUGCUAACCUAAAAGUAAUUGAAUCUACUUCAGAUAUCACUGAAAAUACUCCAAUCCUGGAAUAAAAAAAAAUUCUAUUGAAACAAAAAAGUGAAAGUUUAACUGCAAACUAAUAAAUUUUAUCUGAUUUAGAUCAAAAUUACGAGAAAAAAUCAGCCGAAUAUGAAGCAGAAAGAGAGGAGCACUCAAAAGCUGAAUCUGUAAUCAGAGAAGCCAAAGAAAUUCUCUAGGGAACAUUUGGAUCUACUAAAUCUUUUAUAAGUAUUAAGAAGCCUAGUGUUCAAUCAUUUGUGUAGGUUUCUAACCACUUCUCUCAUCACUCUAAGACUAACUAUAAGAGAAAGUCUUGGAACUCCUUUUUUAGAAUUCUUUCUCAAUUAUCACAAUCAGCUCCUAUUUAGGCAGAUCCUGGUGCUCUUUAAAAAUUAUUUGAAGUAAUUGAUGAGCUUUUAGAAAAAAUUGCAGAUUCAUUAGAAAUAGAAGCCAAAGCUUUUGAAUAAUUUGAAUAAGAUUAUGAAAAUAAAAAAGAUGAUAUUUUAGACCGUAUAGGAGUUUUGCAAAAAGUAAUUGGAGAAUUAGAUGGAGAAAUCUCCUCACUAGAAGCAUAGCUUUAAGAAGAUGCUAGAGUUAAACAAGUUUAGUAAGAGAGAUCAGAAGAAAAAUAGACAGAAUUAAAUUCUAGAUAAGCUUUUUGCACUGAUUAAUAGAGCCAAUUCGAAAGUAGAACUUAAGAAAGAAAUGAAUAAUUAGAUACAAUAAAAUAAGUUACAGAUAUUAUAAAUAGUCAAAUGAAAGUUCUCAAAAAAUAUGUUACUGAGAGAUCAGACGAAUAAUCCCAAUGA